Molecule: messenger RNA, 2544 nt
Organism: Plasmodium gonderi
Lineage: Eukaryota; Apicomplexa; Aconoidasida; Haemosporida; Plasmodiidae
Exons: 1
Coding region: 1-2544 (847 amino acids)
Source: RefSeq, a predicted model, not a curated record
AUGAAAAGUGCAAAAAAGGAAGAUCAAAAAGUAUCGGCAAAACUUGAAAAGACGAAUGACGACCACAGAUUUCUGAAGUUAUACGACUCAGAUACCGAGUCCACUAUAGACGAUAAAGGGAAUCAACCAUUUAUGCUUUAUAAAAAUAUAAAAAUAAGCAAUGAUGAAAAAAGAAAAACACUUAGCAAGAUAUGUUGCACCAAGAAUCACUUAUUCAUUAGCACUUCUAGUGUGUUUAGCCAAGUACGCAUUUUUAAUUACAGCAAUUUGGUAAACUCAAGGAAGGAAAAUGAAGAAUUAAGUAGUAUUUCUAAAUCAGGUGAAAAUAGGCAAACAAAUGAAAAACAAAAAAGAAUUAAUAAAGAAGAAGAAAAAUAUGAACAAAAUAACGAUGGUGAUACCUGCAUAAGUUUAUGUAACAUUUACAAUAAGAGUAAAUGUUACACCUCAAAACGGGAAUCAACUCAGGACAAUAUGCUAAGCGUAGAAUUUUUUAAUAACGAAAUUAAAAAGAAAUAUAUAGGAUCUAGUGAGAGUGCGAAAAGAAAGGUGAAUCCAUGCCAUUACCCAAAUGAAAUGAAUUCUAAGGGAAUUACGUCAAAGGGGGAAAAAUCCAGUAAUAUCAAUUUUCUAAAAAAAGACAAUGGGAAGAAAAAUACAACGAAAUUUAUUCGAUAUGACACGAAGAAAGAAGUGAUAAAUCUUAAGGAAAAAGAUCAAUUAGAAUUAAGCUAUAAUGAAUCCGUUUUUCGAGAGGAGUAUUUAUAUUAUGAUAAUUUUGCAGGAAUUCCUACACUAAAAAAAGAAACGCGCCCAAUUAUAAUUACAAAAGAAAUGCGAGAAGAAGAAAGAGAUAAAAGGGAAAAAGAAGAAGAAAUUGAAAAAAAAAAAAAAAUAGAAGAAGAAAAUUUAAGAAAUGAACAACUAGCAAAAAAUGGCUGCUACAUGAAAGAAAAUAUUUUAGAAAUAAAUGUGGAUGUAAUUAAGAGAAAAACAACCCAAGUGAAUAAUUUAUUAGAAUAUGUUGGUGCAUUUGAUAAUGUAUCAUCCCCAAUCAUACUAAUGAAAAAGAAUAAAGAUGAAAAUAUUUUAUCAGUGUUAACCUACAGUAGUGAUGUAUACAGUUAUGAUAUUAGUGAAAGUUCAUUAAAACAAUUAAAAGAAAAAAGAAUUAAAAAAGUAGAAUUAUUUAGUAAUAUAGAAAAUUAUUUUAUUGAACAAGAAAAGAAUAAUAUAUCAAAUGAAUUCUUAGAAAAAGAUUUUGGAGAAGAAGCAACAGCAUCACCACUAUCUGUGUGUAAUGCACAUUUUACAAAUUCGGUUAAAUAUUUUGAUUUCCUCCCUGAUGAUAAAACAUUAAUAUGUGUUGGCCAAAACAAGGAUUAUUUUCUUUCAUUUAUUAAUUGUUAUAAUGGUAAAAAAAUAAUAUAUCAUAAGAAAAUAAAAAUAAAAAAGCCAAACCAUAGUACACACCUUAAUUCGAAUAAAUUGGGUAAAGAGAAAAUAAUGCCCACAUUAAUGUACGAUUUUAAUUAUGUAUGUGUUGAAAAGGAGAAAAAAAAUUUUAACGGACAAAUUGGAUAUUAUGUAUAUAUUGGAUCUUCAUGUGGUUAUUUAAUUUUUACCUUUAUUAGUGAAAAGUUUCUACAGUUUAUUAAUAACUUACUGACAAGUGAUGAAGUGAGAAGUGGAUCUCUUUUCACAUACAACGAUGGUGCUGACGACAACACGCAAUCGAAAAGUUUAUUAGAGCAUGUUAUAGGAAAUGCGGAUGAUGUGUAUACGAUUAGCAAGAACGAAUUGUAUGCACUCUUCGAUGAUGAACAUAAUGGAAAGAUGAAUGCGAAUGUUAAUAUGAAUGGACCGAAUGGCAAAGACAAUUUUUUUAACAAUGCUAAGGAAAAUAUUUUCAAAGAAGCCGAAGAUAACUCUUUUUCUUAUGCAUUUUACAUUUCUAAGAAUGUAAAAAUGAAUUCCAUAAUAAGCUUAAAUACACACAAAAAUGAGUAUAUUCAUUUACUUGUAGCACUGAAUGACGGACGGUUAUUAAACUUUCUUUUUCAUAUUUAUCCACACUUUACGCCCACCACGUCGUUAUUGACAAGUAGUGAAUACUAUCCUGUGUUAUGUCAAAAUUAUGUAGAAAAAAAUUUCGAUCAUAACAAGUCCCAAAAUAAUGACAACAACACAGGGGUUGCUUCCAUUCCAUCUUCUAUCAAUAAUAACAACUUUGUAAAACAAAGUGAAAAAGUUUUAUAUGAUUUUACAGGGUUACACAAAUCGACCAUUAUAAGCAAAAUUAAUUUAUACAAAAGUGGCCCGCAAAACUUUUAUGUUUUUAUAAAUUCAAACAUAACAAAAAUUUGUGAAAUGUCCGAUAAAAAUUUUUACACAACAUAUAUGCUAAAUAUGUACAAUAAAAAAAUUCAUAUUUUACAUGAGCACCUCUCGUACAUUAUUGACUCAUGUAUAUGUUCUCAUUUUUAUUUUUGUUUAAAUGAUAAUAACACUAUUGCCGUUUUUGCGGCCUCUCGUGAGAAAUGA